This is a messenger RNA of Pecten maximus, 8287 nucleotides long. RefSeq lists its product as uncharacterized. Lineage: Eukaryota; Metazoa; Mollusca; Bivalvia; Pectinida; Pectinidae. The record is from RefSeq and is a predicted model, not a curated record. The transcript is spliced from 8 exons. Bases 219 to 1763 code for a protein of 514 amino acids.
UGGUUUUCCUUGAGUGGGAGGGGAAUUCCGGAUGUCGUUAGACAAUGUGACACUAACCAGAAAACAAUAUACUUCAAAUUUCCAGUUUUUCUUCGUCACUAUUUGAAGUGUGUGUUAUCCAGCAAAGAAAACGGAAGAAAAUUCGCAUCAUCACAGACGCAUGAAGUGUCAUUUGUACUACAACUAGGACAGUUUUAAAGAUGAUGGUGUAGGUUGCUAUGAAGAUGAAGGGUUGUAUCAACAGUUUCUGCCUUGCUGUGAUAUAUAAUAUCAUCUGCAGGGUAUCACCAAUACCAUAUUGUAAAGAUCAGUGGAGUAAUGCCAUGCCUGCCAAUACGUCUACUUCAGAACCCUGUAAGAUUGAACAGAAAACUGGCUCAGCAGUGGACAUGUACUGUGAUGUGGAUUCCACAAAAUUCAGUUCAAUUUCCUGGUAUCAUAAAUUACGAGGAUCAUGGGUUCCUAUUGUAAUGGAUUAUAAUCCAGAAUGGUAUCAAACUGUUUAUCUGACUAACAGCAAUAGGAAUCUGACUCUUCUCAGUACGUACAUUGAUGACUCUGAAGAGGAUUAUUAUUUCAGCUAUAACAAUAAUACAAAUGGUACCUACAAGUGUGAAGCAAAUCAAGGGUCUGUACCCGAUGCAACACGAAUCAUUGAACUGGAUUUAUAUGAAUGUGCUGUGAGGAAACACGUGCUGGUUCAUAUAACUAUGAAAGACAAGCUCACAAAUUUGGGUGGGACUGUGAAGAGUUCGUGUGUGGCAGACUAUGGUUGUAGGAGUGGCCCACCCUACUCUGCGGACUGGUAUUUACGACAAGGGUUUAAUUAUACAAAGGUAGCCGACCUGAAGGGGACUAGGUACCAUGUGAAGACAGCCAUCAGUAACGCAGGACGUCAUAUCGUAACUACACUAACAAUUGAUGAUGUACAGAAAGUUGACUUUGGGGACAAUUUUGUCUGUAUUGUUUCUAACUCCUCCAAUUCCAGUACUGAACACCCUCUACAUAUCAAAAGAGUUGAUGUGGUGAGGAAACAGCUGCCAUUUCCAGUGAUGAAAGUGAUGAUUCCUGUAAUUUUUCUGGUACUCUUUUUAAUUCUGGCCGCCAUCUUGGGAUAUAAACGUCACAACAUCAGGCUGUUUAUACUGUCGCGUUGUUAUGAUAACAAACACCAUCACACAAACAAAAUUUUCAUUCUGUUGGAUGAAGAGGAGGAGAUGAAUAAAAAAGAGGGCAUUUUUGAGGAUCGAAAACUGGCAUUGGAAAUUACCAGGAAGUUUGAAAAGUACUAUGAAGUUGCAACAUCCUAUACAUGUUGUGAUCCUGGUCAGGAUCCAGCUGAGGGUCAGAAUGUCGAGAUGAAAAGUUCCAGCACCAUUUUUGUCAUUCUUCCGGAUUAUUCAAACGUAAAACGUUUUAGAGAAAUGGACUCUCAAGUAUCAUGUUUGUGUAAAACUAAAGACAUUUGCCUGCGGUACCUGACAAUUAUUGACAGACAUGAAGCAGUACCAAGUGAACUAAAAUAUUUAUAUUCUCUGUCCAAGUCACUGGUGCAUGUCAAAAGACCACAAAAACAAGACACAGAUUCAUUCUAUAAAAAAUUAAAACAGAGAACAUCUCCACUUCCUAAGGAACCGAAAUAUCAACCAAACCAUUUAAGACGUCAACUGUGUUGCUGCUGCAUUAGAGACAAAAACCACCAAGUUUAUGUCGUUGAUGAUACUAAGUUAGUUGAUGUAAAUCAAGAACAAGAGAAACUCUAGUUGGACUACGUCAUCAUUUUAUAAAGAUUGAAAAAGAAAAUGAUUUAUACACAUAUUGCCAUUUUUUAACCUUUGAGUUUAGUUGAAAUGAUGAAAACAGGUCAUUAUGGUGUGUGAUAGAUCACCAGGACAGGUCAUUAUGGUGUGUGAUAGAUCACCAGGACGGGUCAUUCUGGUCCGUGAUAGAUCACCAGGACAGGUCAUUCUGGUCUGUGAUAGAUCACCAGGACAGGUCAUUCUGGUCCGUGAUAGAUCACCAGGACAGGUCAUUCUGGUCCGUGAUAGAUCACCAGGACAGAUCAUUCUGGUCAGUGAUAGAUUACCAGGACAGGUCAUUCUGGUCAGUGAUAGAUCACCAGGACAGGUCAUUCGAUCUGGUCCGUGAUAGAUCACCAGGACAGGUCAUUAUGGUCAGUGAUAGAUCACCAGGACAGGUCAUUCUGGUCCGUGAUAGAUCAACAGGUCAUUCUGGUCCGUGAUAGAUCACCAGGACAGAUCAUUCUGGUCCGUGAUAGAUCACCAGGACAGGUCAUUCUGGUCCGUGAUAGAUCACCAGGUCUGGUCAUUAUGGUCCGUGAUAGAUCACCAGGACAGGUCAUUAUGGUCCGUGAUAGAUCACCAGGACAGAUCAUUCUGGUCCGUGAUAGAUCACCAGGACAGGUCAUUCUGGUCCGUGAUAGAUCACCAGGACUGGUCAUUAUGGUCCGUGAUAGAUCACCAGGACAGGUCAUUAUGGUCCGUGAUAGAUCACCAGGACUGGUCAUUAUGGUCCGUGAUAGAUCACCAGGACAGGUCAUUAUGGUGUGUGAUAGAUCACCAGGACCGGUCAUUAUGGUCUGUGAUAGAUCACCAGGACUGGUCAUUCUGGUCCGUGAUAGAUCACCAGGACAGGUCAUUAUGGUGUGUGAUAGAUCACCAGGACAGGUCAUUCUGGUCCGUGAUAGAUCAUCAGGACCGGUCAUUCUGGUCCGUGAUAGAUCACCAGGUCAUUCUGGUCCGUGAUAGAUCACCAGGACCGGUCAUUCUGGUCCGUAAUAGAUCACCAGGACAGGUCAUUCUGGUCCGUGAUAGAUCACCAGGAGAGGUCAUUCUGGUCCGUGAUAGAUCACCAGGUCAUUCUGGUCAGUGAUAGAUCACCAGGACAGGUCAUUCUGGUCAGUGAUAGAUCACCAGGACAGGUCAUUAUGGUGUGUGAUAGAUCACCAGGACAGGUCAUUAUGGUGUGUGAUAGAUCACCAGGACAGGUCAUUCUGGUCGGUGAUAGAUCACCAGGACAGGUCAUUCUGGUCCGUGAUAGAUCACCAGGAGAGGUCAUUCUGGUCCGUGAUAGAUCACCAGGUCAUUCUGGUCCGUGAUAGAUCAACAGGACAGGUCAUUAUGGUCCGUGAUAGAUCAACAGGUCAUUCUGGUCCGUGAUAGAUCACCAGGACAGGUCAUUCUGGUCCGUGAUAGAUCACCAGGACAGGUCAUUAUGGUCCGUGAUAGAUUACCAGGACAGGUCAUUCUGGUCCGUGAUAGAUCACCAGGACAGGUCAUUCUGGUCCGUGAUAGAUCACCAGGACAGGUCAUUCUGGUAAGUGAUAGAUCACCAGGUCAUUAUGGUCCGUGAUAGAUCACCAGGUCAUUAUGGUCCGUGAUAGAUCACCAGGACAGGUCAUUCUGGUCAGUGAUAGAUCACCAGGACAGGUCAUUCUGGUCAGUGAUAGAUCACCAGGUCAUUCUGGUCAGUGAUAGAUCACCAGGACAGGUCAUUCUGGUCCGUGAUAGAUCAACAGGACAGGUCAUUCUGGUCUGUGAUAGAUCACCAGGUCAUUCUGGUCAGUGAUAGAUCACCAGGACAGGUCAUUCUGGUCCGUGAUAGAUCACCAGGACAGGUCAUUCUGGUCCGUGAUAGAUCAACGGGACCGGUCAUUAUGGUCCGUGAUAGAUCACCAGGUCAUUCUGGUCAGUGAUAGAUUACCAGGACAGGUCAUUCUGGUCCGUGAUAGAUCACCAGGACAGGUCAUACUGGUCAGUGAUAGAUCACCAGGACAGGUCAUUAUGGUGUGUGAUAUAUCACCAGGACAGGUCAUUCUGGUCCGUGAUAGAUCAACAGGACUGGUCAUUCUGGUCCGUGAUAGAUCACCAGGACAGGUCAUUCUGGUCCGUGAUAGAUCACCAGGACAGGUCAUUCUGGUCCGUGAUAGAUCACCAGGACAGAUCAUUCUGGUCAGUGAUAGAUCACCAGGACAGGUCAUUCUGGUCAGUGAUAGAUCAACAGGACUGGUCAUUCUGGUCCAUGAUAGAUCACCAGGACUGGUCAUUCUGGUCCGUGAUAGACCACUAGGACAGGUCAUUCUGGUCCGUGAUAGACCACCAGGACAGGUCAUUCUGGUCCGUGAUAGAUCACCAGGACAGGUCAUACUGGUCAGUGAUAGAUUACCAGGACAGGUCAUUCUGGUCAGUGAUAGAUCACCAGGACAGGUCAUUAUGGUCUGUGAUAGAUCACCAGGACAGGUCAUUCUGGUCCGUGAUAGAUCACCAGGUCAUUCUGGUCCGUGAUAGAUCACCAGGACAGGUCAUUCUGGCCCGUGAUAGAUCACCUGGACAGGUCAUUCUGGUCCGUAAUAGAUCACCAGGACAGGUCAUUCUGGCCCGUGAUAGAUCAACAGGUCAUUCUGGUCAGUGAUAGAUCACCAGGACAGGUCAUUCUGGUCCGUGAUAGAUCACCAGGACAGGUCAUUCUGGUCCGUGAUAGAUCACCAGGACAGGUCAUUCUGGUCUGUGAUAGAUCACCAGGACAGGUCAUUCUGGUCAGUGUGAACAAUCAAUGCAGUUAUAAUAUACAUUUUCUGCAAUGAUACAUAUGUACCAGGAGCAUUUUGUGUGAUCUGUGACAAAGCCAAACUACAUGUGAUUUCUGAUGUUAUUUUAAGGCAUCAUCAAAUAUUUAAUUUAUUGUUUCAAAGGGCAUUUUAUAUAUUGUUAGCUCAACUUGUAUCAUCUCUGUUGAAGUCGGUGGUCCACAGUCCAUCCGUCCCCGUCCAUGGUCCACGGUUCAUCCUUCCGUCUGUCGCCCAUGGUGCACUGCCCAUCAGUCUGUCGCCCAUGGUGCACUGCCCAUCAGUCUGCUGUCCAUGGUCCACGGUUCAUCCAUCCGUCUGUCGCCCAUGGUGCACUGCCCAUCAGUCUGUCGCCCAUGGUGCACUGCCCAUCAGUCUGCCGUCCAUGCAUGGUGCACUGUUCAUCCGUCUGCCGUCCAUGGUCCACUGCCCAUCAGUCUGUCGUCCAUGGUCCACUGCCCAUCAGUCUGUUGUCCAUGGUCCACUGUUCAUCCUUCUGCCGUCCAUGGUGCACUGCCCAUCAGUCUGCCGUCCAUGGUCCACUGCCCAUCAGUCUGUCGUCCAUGGUCCACUGCCCAUCAAUCUGUCGUCCAUGGUCCACUGCCCAUCAGUCUGUUGUCCAUGGUCCACUGUCCAUCCGUCUGUCGUCCAUGGUCCACUGUCCAUCCGUCUGUUGUCCAUGGUCCACUGUCCAUCCGUCUGUCGUCCAUGGUCCACUUUCCAUCCGUCUGCCGUCCAUGGUCCACGGUUCAUCCAUCCGUCUGUCGUCCAUGAUCCACAGUUCAUCCGUCCGCCGUUCAUGGUCCACUGUUCAUCAGUCUGUCAUCCAUGCAUGGUCCACUGUCCAUCCAUCUGUCGUCCAUGGUCCACUGUCCAUCCGUCUGCCGUCCAUGCAUGGUGCACUGUCCAUCGGUCUGCCGUCCAUGCUUGGUCCACUGUCCAUCCAUCUGCCGUCCAUAGUCCACAGUUCAUCCGUUCGUUGUCCAUGGUCCGCAGUCCAUCCGUCCGCCAUCUGUCUGUUGUAUGUGAUCAUGCAUCCUUUAACAAUUCUGUUGUUACUAUUUCUUGAAGUACUUGAUGGGCCAAUCUUUCUCAAUUUCCAUACGAGUGUUCCUCUUGCUCCCUUGUCAUACCUUUUUAUUUUGGAACUUAUUAUCAAAAUGGCUGAAAGGUGUCCACCUUGAAUUUUGAUGAUAAAAGAUGUUUACCUAAUAUAUAGCUAUACUUCUGUAAAAUUACUUAAUGGAAUUUUUUCAAUCUUUAUAUGUAGGCUCCCCUUGGUCCCUAGUUGUGCCGCUUAGAUGUUGGAACUGAUCAGGAAAGCAAAAUUGUUAACAGGCGGCCAUAUUUGAUUUUGACUAUGACAGUUUGUUGUCACUAUUUCCUGAGAAGUACAGGAAGGGCAUUUCUGAACCUUGAUGUGUAGGUCUUCGUCUUUAGUUGUGCACAUUAAAAUUUUAGUCUGAUCUUAAAACAACAAAAUAAAUAUUGUCUAACAGGAGGCCAUCUUGAAUAAUUAUCUCUAUUUCUUGAGUAGUACCACAAGGAUGUUUCUCAACUUGACUGGAUUCCUUUCGUCCUUAGUUGUUUCCAUUUGAGUUAGUGUCUGAUCAGGAAAAUAAUGGUCAUCAGGGGGUCAUUUUGUAUUUUUAGCCCACCAUCAUCAGAUCGUUGUCUUGGUCAUCAGGGGGUCAUUUUGUAUUUUUAGCCCACCAUCAUCAGAUCGUUGUCUAUUCAAUCCAUGUAUUGAUCAAUUACUGAACUGCACCCAAAAUAAACAAGUGAGCAGUUUGUGUUUAGAAGUUAUAUGCAUUUUAUUAUAACACAAUAAAACCACUGUAUAAUCACAAAAGGGAUACAGCUUUAAUCACUUUAAAGUUGAUGUCCAGACUUAGCUACAAACCUUGUACUCUUUACUCACUAUCCCAUCAUCUUAUUGAAGAAUUUUCGGUCGCAUGAUAUUGAUACAAAAAUAUGGUAUUAUGGACUGUAAUGAUAUAUUCCAAUAUUUCCUUUGACAUUUUUCAAACAAUUGUCCAAUAUUUUAUUGUGUUACAUAGUACUGAAUAUUGUCUGUCAUCACUAGUACUGAAUAUUGUUUGUCAUCACUAGUACUGAAUAUUGUUUGUCAUCACUAGUACUGAAUAUUGUUUGUCAUCACUAAUACUGAAUAUUGUUUGUCAUCACUAAUACUGAAUAUUGUUUGUCAUCACUAGUACUGAAUAUUGUUUGUCAUCACUAGUACUGAAUAUUGUUUGUCAUCAAUAAUACUGAAUAUUGUUUGUCAUCAAUAAUACUGAAUAUUGUUUGUCAUCACUAGUACAGAAUAUUGUUUGUCAUCACUAAUACUGAAUAUUGUUUGUCAUCACUAAUACUGAAUAUUGUUUGUCAUCACUAGUACUGAAUAUUGUUUGUCAUCACUAGUACUGAAUAUUGUUUGUCAUCACUAGUACUGAAUAUUGUUUGUCAUCACUAGUACUGAAUAUUGUUUGUCAUCACUAAUACUGAAUAUUGUUUGUCAUCAUUAGUACUGAAUAUUGUUUGUCAUCAUUAGUACUGAAUAUUAUUUACUAUCACUAGUACUGAAUAUUAUUUACUAUCACUAUUAAAUUGUUUGUUCAGACUUGAUUAUGGUAAUACUGUAUCUUUAUCCCGUUUUCAUGGUUGAGUAUGUAAAUAUGAAGUAAGGUAUUACAUUUGAAGAGGACAAUAUCUGAUUUUUAAAACCACAAUACUUCAUUUUAAUGAUGACCCUUUGGUCAAUAAGCCAUGUUUAAUUCUAAAACUAAAACAAAUUAAGAAAUUUCCUCUUAACCGAUGCAUCAGAUGAAAUUUCUAAACCUUGUCGGUAUUUACGGAUUUGUAGGGUACAGGCCGUACUGUAUGGAGUGGUAUCAGACAAGUAUACAUACUCAGUGUCCGGUCGGUCAUAAGGAAGCUUUCCUGUUUUACAUACCGUACUACAUUGUAAUAAGCGUACCUGCCCCUAUAGAAGUGUCCAGCCGGCCAUAAGGAAGCUUUCCUGUUUUACAUACCGUACUACAUUGUAAUAAGCGUACCUGUCCCUAUAGAAGUGUCCAGUCGGUCACAAGGAAGCUUCACUGUUUUACAUACCGUAGUCCACAUAAUAAGGGUACAUGUCCCUAUAGAAGUGUACAGCCGGUCAUAAUGAAGCUUUCCUGUUUUACAUACCGUAGUCAACAUAAUAAGCGUACCUGUCCCUAUAGAAGUGUCCAGCCGGUCAUAAAGAAGCUUUCCUGUUUUACAUACCGUAGUCUACAUAAUAAACGUACUUGUCCAUAUAGAAGCGUACCGCCGGUCAUAAAGAAGCUUUCCUGUUUUACAUACCGUAGUCAACAUAAUAAGCGUACCUGUCCCUAUAGAAGUGUCCAGCCGGUCAUAAAGAAGCUUUCCUGUUUUACAUACCGUAGUCUACAUAAUAAACGUACUUGUCCAUAUAGAAGUGUACAGCCGGUCAUAAAGAAGCUUUCCUGUUUUACAUACCGUAGUCAACAUAAUAAGCGUACCUGCACCUAUAAAAAAUCCAAUUUUUCCUUGAAGUGAUGACAAGAUGUAUGGUUUAAUGCCGUUACUUUACGGAGUGUUUUUUGUCACAUUGUCUAUAUGUAUAUGUACGAUAUUCAUAUAAAACAUGAUGUUCAGUUUUCAGGAAAAAGAAUGAAUAAGAAAUACCUUACAUUA